Messenger RNA from Eimeria tenella, 957 nucleotides. RefSeq lists its product as uncharacterized. The coding region runs from base 1 to 957 and encodes 318 amino acids. The transcript has a single exon. The record is from RefSeq and is a predicted model, not a curated record. Lineage: Eukaryota; Apicomplexa; Conoidasida; Eucoccidiorida; Eimeriidae.
AUGGCAGCUCCAGCAUCAAGGGGGGGCCCCCUAACCCCUGAGGCCUCUGGGGGUCCCCCUUUGGCUGUGGGGCCCAAGGGGGGCCCCCCGGGGGCUCCUGGGGGGCCCCCACUGGAGCCGCUGCCGGUCUUCUCUUCAGGGAAUGCGCAGCUUGAGCAGCGCUUGCUGCAGACGUUUGCUGCACUCAGGCUGCCUAGGGAGUCUUCUGCAGCAGCAGCAGCAGCAGCUGCUGCUGCUGCUGCUGCGGACUCGGCUGCAGUUGCUGCUGGCUCCGCUCUAGAUGAGCAGCAGCAGCAGAAGCAGAGAGCCCACAGAGCAUCGGAGCCGCAAGCUGCUGCGGCCCCCACAGGUGCAGCAGCAGCAGACCAUGCAGCAGCAGCAGCAGCAGCAGCAGGAGGCGCAGGAGAGUCUGCUUCGGCGAAUUCUAGGGGCAGGGGCGGGGCGCCUGAGCAGCAGCAGAGCCGCGGCUCCUUGCCCGCAUCAGCAGCAGCAGCAGCAGCAGCAGCAGAGCCGCGGGCGGCCCCCGGCGCUGCUGCAGCACGGCGAGGGUCUCCUGGCAGCUGGAGCGAAGCCACGGCGACCACGGGGUGUACAGACACCGCGGGGUGUACAGACACCUGGGAAGUCCCGAGGCCCCCCCCCUUCGGGACUUGGAGACUUUAUUCUCUUGCAGAUGUUCCUGAGGAGACAAUGACAGCAGCAGGCAUGCAGCGGGCGCUGCAGCAGCUGCAGCAGCAGCAGCAGCAGCGGCGGCAGCUGCAGCAGCAGCAGCAGGAGCUGCAGCAGCAGCAAAGCGGGUCGUCGGCCGCAGCGCCCGACGCCUCGCCCAGCACACUGGGCAGCAGCAGCGCAGCAGCACCAGCGACAGACGCUGCUGCUGCUGCUGCUGCUGCUGCUGCUGGAGAGGGAGAGCAGCAGGACCCCCGCGUCCGUGUGGGGCCCCGCCGGCGGCCUUGA